AUGUACAAACUUCAAGCCAAAAGGGUAAAAGCUGCUGCUGGGCAGAUGUGGAAUUCAAAUUUCUCCAAGAUCAGACAAUCUCUUAAAAAUGCUUACCACAAAUGUAAGAAUCAGUAUCCGAAUUCAACCAGAUGUCCAGCUAUGACUUCCCAUGAUUGUGAUCAAGAGGAUCUUGAUGCUGAUGAAGAAAUGAAUCUUCUAGUAAUGCUCCAAGAUAUUAAAACCACCCAGCUUGAACUCCUCAGCCAAAUGACUGGCAUGAUCUGUGCAUUAUCAAAAAUCCAGGAAAGGACUGACUUCUGUCAGAAGCAGAUGGAAGUACUGGAAACCAAAAUGAAUGUUAAUGAAAAUAAACAGUGUACAACAGCUGAAGAUAUCGUCUCUGUGAAGGAAGACAUUGAUGCUUUAAAGAAGAAGGUGACAGAACUGGGAAACCAGAAUUCUUGCUCCAAUGUACAUUGUUUAGAGGUUCUGGAUGGAGAAAAGGGUAAAGAGAUCAUAGAACUUCUUCACAAAGUCACACAACCAGAAACUCUGAAGAACACACUGACCUCUAUAGAUUCGGAAAUCUCUUCAGCAGAACCAGAGAAAAUGCUCAGUUAUCCUAACUCCACUGAUCAUCUUGAGGAAAAAACAAUAUCUCCUCAGAUUAAAGCUCUGAAGAAAAGUAACUAUCAAAAUGCAUUAAGAAGCUUUCAAAAAGCAAAGUCAAAUAUUUAUAUCUACCCAGACUUUAAUACAUGGAUCAAGCUAACUUUUGUCCAUGGAGGAAAGUGGAGAUUUUUCCUCAGCGCAACCAAGUUAGAGGAAUUCAUCCAGUGGCUUCUUUCCAGGCCAACCCUCCUUCCUGAGGAACCACAAGUCAUAACCCAGAAGUAUUGUCUUUUCACUGGGCCUAUCACAAGCUUGACCACCAUCUGUGUGUCUGUUUUCAACUACAUUUAUUGUCUUUUUGGUUCCUCAAAAGAGGAAGUAACUCGACUAUAG
This is a messenger RNA of Budorcas taxicolor (takin), 987 nucleotides long. It is a transcript of the gene CCDC54, whose product is annotated as coiled-coil domain containing 54. The transcript has a single exon. Bases 1 to 987 code for a protein of 328 amino acids. Lineage: Eukaryota; Metazoa; Chordata; Mammalia; Artiodactyla; Bovidae. The record is from RefSeq and is a predicted model, not a curated record.